Seminavis robusta is the source of this 342-nucleotide messenger RNA. Lineage: Eukaryota; Bacillariophyta; Bacillariophyceae; Naviculales; Naviculaceae. The record is from the annotation of a GenBank genome assembly.
AUGACAUCCAUCCACAACGAAAAGAACGUCACCUUCGCCAUCAACAAGGAAGCCUUUAUCGACAGCAAGACCAAAGCUCCCACCAACAACGUUGCUUCGGCUAUUGAAAUGUUCGGAGGAAAAGGCAAGAAGAGUCUCAUUCAACAGCAAAAGGAAAAGUUGGAAGAGAAAUGGGCUGCAGAACGGGCCAUCAAGAUGGUCAAGAAGAGCAAGUGGAAGGUUGGUGGUUCCGGCUAUGGCAGUGGCGUUUACAAGAAGCGUGUUGUGUUGGACUUCCAAAACAAGGAUGACCAGCAAAAGGUUGAUGGAGCCGAUGCCAAGAAACGCUUCGAGUUGGCAUAA